AUGGACAAUUCUGAAUAUCAAAGGAAGAAAGUAGAGGAACUGCAAAAGAAACUUGCUGAUGCACAUUCAUCCAUUCAUCAUAUUGAACUGAUUGACAAAGUAAAACUUGAAGUUCAUCUACUGAACGAACUUGAUGUCAAGCGAGCAAUGGCAGGCCCGUCAAUGAGUGUCAAUCUUGACAUCCCAGAAUCUAUUGGUUUGUCUACACCAUCACCUAUGCCUUCAUCAUCAAGGCUCAUGGAUUUAGAUAUUGGUAGACUUGGAAGAGAAAGUUGUAGUUCGCUGCCUGUAGAUUAUUGCUUCAUAUUUAAAGAGAAACAAGACUGA
Ilex paraguariensis (yerba mate) is the source of this 327-nucleotide messenger RNA. Lineage: Eukaryota; Viridiplantae; Streptophyta; Magnoliopsida; Aquifoliales; Aquifoliaceae. The record is from the annotation of a GenBank genome assembly.